Molecule: messenger RNA, 1953 nt
Organism: Penaeus indicus
Lineage: Eukaryota; Metazoa; Arthropoda; Malacostraca; Decapoda; Penaeidae
Product: GATA zinc finger domain-containing protein 14-like
Exons: 4
Coding region: 1-1953 (650 amino acids)
Cellular component (GO): extracellular region
Molecular function (GO): chitin binding
Source: RefSeq, a predicted model, not a curated record
AUGGAACUACGGACAAGGAGGCGUUCCCACCCCCGCCCAUCUCCCAAGGUAUAUAAGGGCUGGACGAGAGCUUCGGGUCAUAGCUACCUACCUACACAAGCAGCUAUGAAGACUUUGGCUGUUGUCGUGCUCGUGGCGGUGGCCGCCGGACAGCAGUUCGACCAACAAAGGCAGUUCAACACUGCUGUCAGACUCGCUACUCCUGGAUACUUCCAACAGUCGGGCAGAUUUUCUUCUAGCCAAGGCAGUGCUAAGCAAUUGCAGAAUAGCUUUUCCACGUCCAACAGCUUCAGUAACAAUCAGCAAGCUUCCUUCCAAUCAGGAUCAUCAAGCUCAGGUGUGAAUUCUGGGGCAUUCCAGAGCAGCCAGUUCGAAACCAAUGCUGGAACCAACCGCAAUCAAUUCCAGGGAGGCUCCUUCCAGCAAACCCAGCAGAAUCGUUUUGCCUCAGAUAACCUGCAGCAGAACAGGGCUAAUCAAUUCCAGUCAAGUAUUAACAGCCAGCAGAAUACCGACAGGUUCACCCAAUCUAACCAGUUCGGUGGUGCCAACCGUAUCCAAACCAACACCAACCAGAUCAAUUCCGGAAGCCAGUUCCAAACUAGCAACAACCAAUUUCCAUCUGAAAACCGUUUCCAAACCAGCAGCAACAGAGGAAGUGCUGCUGGUGCAUUCCUGACAAGCAAUAACCAGGCCAACAUUGAAAGCAGUUUCCAGGCUAACAAUCAACAGGCUAAUUCUUUCCAGGCUAACAAUCAACGGGCUACUUCCUUCCAGGCUAACAAUCAACAGAAUACUGCUACCCGUUUCAGUCAGGAAUCUGGGGCAUUCACUGGCCAGAGAGAUUCUCAAGCCUUUUUCCAGGAUAACCAAAGAAAUACUGAUUCCAGUGUCCAGUUUGCUAACUCCAACCAGAAUUCCAAUAACCGCUUCCAAUUUAACACUAACCAGCAGACCUCCAGUAACCGUUUCCAGUCUAAUCAACAGCCUUCCAAUGCUCGCCUUCAGUCCAACUUCAACCAACAGACUUCCAAUGCUCGCUUCCAGUCUAACCUUAAUCAACAGACUUCCAACGCUCGCCUCCAGUCCAACAUCAACCAACAAACCUCGAAUGCUCGCCUCCAGUCCAACAUCAACCAACAAACUUCCAACGCUCGCCUCCAGUCCAACAUCAACCAACAAACUUCCAACGCUCGCCUCCAGUCCAACAUCAACCAACAAACUUCCAACGCUCGCCUCCAGUCCAACAUCAACCAACAAACCUCCAAUGCUCGCCUCCAGUCCAACAUCAACCAACAGACUUCCAAUGCUCGCCUCCAGUCAAACAUCAAUCAACAAAAUUCCAAUGCUCGCCUCCAGUCCAACAUUAACCAACAGACUUCUGUUGCAGGCGUCCAGUCUAACCUUAAUCAACAGACUUCCAACGCUCGCCUUCAAUCCAGCCUCAACCAACAGAGUUCCAAUGCUCGCCUCCAGUCCAACAUCAACCAACAAGCCAACAGUCGCUUCCAAUCCAACUUCAACCAACAGAACACCAACAGCCGUUUCUCGCAAAACUCUCAGUCUCAGACCAGCUCUCUUGUUCGGUCUGGUUCAACCUUCGAGUCUGCCGCUGGGUCGGUCGAUGGAGUCUUUGAGCCUCUGAACCUUCCAUCUGGUGCUAGCUUCCUGCUGGGAAGUAUCUCCACCUCCUUCCAGUGCCUUGACCGGCCAUAUGGAUACUACGCUGAUCAGGACAACUCAUGCCGUGUAUUCCACAUUUGUUACCCAGCUCUCUUCUCCAGUGGUGCCAUCGAAACCUACCAGUACAGCUUCAUGUGUGGUGAGGGAUCCGUGUUCGACCAGAAGGAACUCACCUGUGUAGCCGAGCUGGAGGCCAUCCCUUGCCAGGAAUCCUCCAACUUCUAUUACACCAAUGAACAGUUUGGUCGUAUUGAGGACAAGACCUUCUAA